Molecule: messenger RNA, 1736 nt
Organism: Bactrocera dorsalis (oriental fruit fly)
Lineage: Eukaryota; Metazoa; Arthropoda; Insecta; Diptera; Tephritidae
Product: trafficking protein particle complex subunit 12
Exons: 6
Coding region: 176-1687 (503 amino acids)
Cellular component (GO): Golgi apparatus; TRAPP complex
Molecular function (GO): protein binding
Source: RefSeq, a predicted model, not a curated record
AUAGUGAAUGUGUACGAAAUAAGAAGCUGUAAAUUGUAUCUGUUAAUACCCAGCUGAUGUUUGUUUGUAUUGGAAUUAGAAAACGCAAUUUUAGUUGAUUUAUAAUUGUGUAUUUCCUAAAUAAUAUAAUAAAAUAUUACAAUUGAAGUUAAUUGAAAGUUGAAAUAACAUUGAGAUGGAUUCCAAAAAUUCAGCGCAGUCAAAUCCCAGCCUGAGUCAAUAUUUCGCCGACGAUCCACCAAGCUUUUUUGAUGAAUUGGCAAAUAGCAGUACACACAAGGAUAGUGACAACGCUACCGGGCUGGCACCAGUAGCACCGCCACGUACAAAUCAAAAACCACAACCGGCGCCCAGCAAUUUGACAGCGAAUACUUUUAGUGGUGCUUUUAAAGCUCCGGAAUAUAUAGAAAAUGCUCUGGACGGUGAAGACGAUCUCAAAGUUUCGGAGUAUGUACGAAAUUUCUGGGAGCCAGCAACUUGUGAACAUGGUGGUAUGCGGCCACCAUUGCUAACGACACCAGGCAUACAGACGCCAAAUGAUCUGCCGGACUUAAUUGCUGAGGCAGUGUUGAAACAUUUAGGUGAAACAGAGUUGUCGCAACGAAAUAUACUGGGCAUAGACAAUGUUACACAAGAUGAGCGUGGUUUGCGUACAUUAAUAAGUGCUGGUUGCUACCGUUCGGCUGUAAACCUAACCGGACGUUUGUUGACAAUCUAUGGUCAAGGUUACGGACGAGCAGGGCAGCCUGCUAAACAUUCACCACACUCACUGCAGUUGUGGUUCACCCGUUUGGCACUUUUAGCUAAAUUGGGUGAAUUCGAGCUACUACAAGCAGAAGCAGAACCAUUCGAUCAACUCAAUCGACCAGAUGUCUACUAUGAGUUCUAUCCGGAAAUGUAUAACGGCAAAACAGGUUCAAUAGCUUGUUUCUCAUUUCGUUUACUACUUGCUGAGUUGCCCAUUUAUUUGAAUAAUCCACACUUGGGGUUAGAUCGACUCUCAGAACUUUAUGUGAUAUGUAAUGAAAUACGAAAAUAUUUCGCUGGACGAGAGCCCAAAGAAGCUGAACAAUUUUGGUGGCGCCGAGAGAUGCGUGUUCUACAUUCCAUAGUCAACUGCGCUUUAAUAAUGAAAAAGUUCAAUUUGAUUGAUGACAUCAUACGCGGCAUGAUAUUAGAAAAGAACGAUUUGAGCAAAGAAGAACGUCGAGCAUUGUAUUCCGCGUGGGGACGCAUUUAUUUGCAAAUUGGUGACAUAUUUGGCGCUGAACAAAAAUUUGCGGAGGCGCGUCGCAUGCGCGAAAUCAACUCCACAGCCGACUUGCGUGACUUGGUAGACAAAGGUCUAAUUACCGUAGCCGAAAAUGAUUUCCGUGGCGCCUAUGCUAUUUUCCAAAAGGCCUUACAUUUAGAAUCCGGCAACACAAUGAUACUAAACAACAUGGGCGUUUGCCUGCUAUACGAAGGCAAACUAAAAGAAGCUAUUAAACUAUUUGAACAUGCAAUCAAUUUGAAUCCGCAAAAAUCGCUAAAUGAGAGCUUACUAGUUAAUUUAUCCACACUUUAUGAAUUGGAGUCAAAUAAUUCAAAGCAUAAAAAACUAAAUUUACUGCGGCUGAUCAAUAAAUAUAAGCCGGAUUUAAAUAUGGAUUUAAAGAUUUGCUUGAAAUUAGAAUCUGUAAAUUGAUAUGAAGCAUUUGACAAUGAAAUUCGUGUAUUUAUAUAGAUUUAAAUUU